UUCCUCAGGUUUCUCAGUCACUCCUGCUGCCUGCCGUGCCUGACCUUUCCUCCCUCUCCCUGUCUCCACGCCUCCCCGCCUGCCUCCCUCUCUGUCCCCCGUGGUCGGCUGAGCCCGGCAGCAUGUGGCGUGGGGCAGGCGUGUGUGUCUUCAGUGUCCUGCUCUGCCUGUCCAUCGGCUGGGCACAGGGUCAGGCCCACGGCGCAGACACCAGCAACUUCACCAGGCCAGUGUUUCUCUGUGGUGGUCGUCUUGUUACAGAUUCUGGUUAUUUUGCUAGCGAAAGCUUCCCCAACUACUACAAACCCAGCCGGAAAUGUACCUGGUAUAUCACAGUCCCAGAAGGCCAUGUGGUCAUGCUGUCCUUCCGCGUCUUCGACCUGGAGGCCGACCCACGCUGCCGUUAUGACUUCGUAGACGUCUACAACGGGCACACCCGCACAGCACAGAUGCUGGGCCGGUUCUGUGGAACCUUCCGUCCUGGCAGCCUGAUUUCCACCAGCAACACCAUGAUGGUGGAGAUGGAGUCAGAUUCGGAGACGGGGGGCCGCGGCUUCCUAGCAUACUUUCGUGGGGGCAAACCGCAUGUGGAUGAGCACCAGUUCUGCGGAGGUCGGCUGACGAAGCCGCAGGGGACAGUCAAGACGCCCAAUUGGCCGGAGGUGGAUUACCCAGCAGGCAUCAGCUGCUCCUGGCACAUCUCCGUGGAACCCAACAUGCUGAUUGAAGUAAAGUUUGACAAGUUCGACCUAGAGGCUGACAGCUACUGUCGCUAUGACUACGUGGCGUUCUUCAACGGCGGCGAAACGGACGACUCCCAGCGGAUUGGCAAGUUCUGCGGCACCGAGGUGCCCAAGACCAUAGUGACCAGUGGGAAUAACCUCCUGGUCCAGUUUGUGUCUGACCUUAGUGUGACCUCUGAUGGCUUCAUGGCCAGCUACUCCAGUGUACCCCGUGGGUCCAGAACACCUACUGCAGGAAACGAUAUCAUCCCAGGACCCAGAGUACCAUCAGUACCCCCUCGUGCUAAGCCCAGCAAGCCCGUCCUUCUAUCCCCAAAACCCAAACCCAAACCUAACCCUAAAUCAGCCAUAAAACCAACAGCCGCACCAGGUCAUCCCAAGGUGACACCAAAACCAAGACCAAAACCUAAACCUUUUCCUAAACCUAAACUCAAACCCCAGAUCAAGCCAGGCACCAAACCCACUCCUAAAACUCAAACUAAGCCCAUCCUCAGACCUGGAACCAAGCCUACUCCAAAACCUGGAACCAAACUCAUUCCCAAACCUGGAACUAAACUCAUUCAGAAGCCUAGCACCAAACCUGCACCCAAGCCUGGGAUUAAACCAGUUCCUAAACCAGGAAUAAAACCCAUUCCCAAGACAGGAACUAAACCCAUUCCCAAGGCUGAAACUAAACCUAUUCCCAAGCCUGACACUAAACCCAUUCUGAAACCUGCAGCAAAAUCCAAGUCCAAGGUAGAUACUGAAAUGAACAAACUGAGCCAAAACAGAACCAAAACAUUAGUGAAGAAACCUGGAGGAAACCAGAAGCCUGUGAAAACAAGCUCACCGUGCCCCCAGCUGUGUAAAACGAAUACUACUCCCGAGGCUGGGUUCUGCACUAGUCAGUUUGUGAUCACAGGAAAGGUAGCGGCUGUGGCUGCAAGGGCCGAGGGUGGCCUGUCAGUCACCGUGUCUGUCAUCCGGGCCUACAAGCCUGGGAGGCUGGCCAUUGGCCAGGGCGUCCAAACCGCGUCCGUCAAAGUGACCUCCGUCUGCCAGAAGUGCCCCAGUCUGCACAAAGGGUCAAACUACAUCAUGAUGGGCCAGGUGGACGAGGAGGGACGUGGUGUUUUGGUCCCCAGCAGUUUUGUUCUCCCUUACAAGGCAGACCACCAGAAACUCCUGACCAAUCUCGUGAGCCGGACGUGCUGACCAGAUGGCCUGGGUGACCAAUCACAGGGCAUGAAUCCAGUCAACCAGGUGAUCGCAGUACUGCAAGCCCGGGCAAUUAAGGCUGCAAUAACCAAAUAGGAAAUGAAACUGACAUUAAGGAAACAGACAGUUUAUAAACUCCAACAUAUUCAAGGAGGUAUAAGCAGGCCAAAAAGUAUUCUAUAAAAGGGAGGCCGAACUGCCACACAGACAGCAUUGUUCAGUGAGCUUUUACAAGGCCUUUGCACAAGCGGCCUUUACGGUUAAAUUUUUCACCAUAUAUCUUCAUAGAUAUCGUGCUUUUUAUAACUUAUAAUUGUCUUAUGUAUUCCUUUGUUGAUUUAUAAAAUAUAGCUUUCAGGCCAUGGU
This is a messenger RNA of Brienomyrus brachyistius, 2306 nucleotides long. Its product is annotated as procollagen C-endopeptidase enhancer 2-like. Bases 123 to 1937 code for a protein of 604 amino acids. The transcript is spliced from 9 exons. Lineage: Eukaryota; Metazoa; Chordata; Actinopteri; Osteoglossiformes; Mormyridae. Gene Ontology annotation, molecular function: protein binding. The record is from RefSeq and is a predicted model, not a curated record.